UGAACUUUAGUCUUGCUGUUGCAUAUGUAGGCCUAGUCAAUGGUUACUGAAUCCCAACACUCGGGUAUUUUUUGAGGAGUGAAAGCUGUUGGAGGAGGACUGUUUUCAUCAGUCUCAGUUCAUCCUGAGACUGAAUCCUUGAGGAGUUUUCUGUUGGUGUGGCUGUUCCUGAGACACCCAUCUUCGGAUAAUCUGCGUGAUCAUGGCAGACUUCCCGUCCAAGGUUACCACGGAAACCAGCUCCCCCAACUCCCAGAGCUCUCAGCAGGGGGGCAACAGCCUCCGAGGGCUGGCCGCUAACGUCACCAUUAUGAUGGACGGGUCCUUUAUCCGAAGCAUCCCGGCCAUCCUCAUGAUUGUUGAAAUACUUCUGGGGCUGCUCCAGUGGGCGUUGAUAGCCGGUGCCCCCUACACUUUGCUGCCAGUGUAUGGCUGGGUGAUGUUUGUGGCCGUCACUCUGUGGAUCCUCACCACAAUCCUCUUCUUCAUGAUCCUGUUCGGCGCCCAGCAAAAACUCACGUUCAUCCCCUGGCCCCUGACGGUGAUGGUGUAUUUCGCCGGAGCCACGGUCCUCUAUCUGACCGCCUUCCUGGCCAACGCAGCAUCUGUGGACCCCUUCUACAUUUCUUGGUAUCAGCGUUACUACCAACAAAUGGCAGCAGCCGCUUUCUUCGGUGCUGUGGUGACCCUGGCGUACGGGGCCAGUGCCUUCUUCUCCUAUUUGACCUGGAAGGGAGAUGGAGGAAACGCUGCCACCACAACAGUGCCGACCUAGGACUCAAUCCUGAUCCUAGAAAAUCCCCUCAAGAUACUGUAGGUGUAGGUAGUAUUACCAAUGAGAUAAAGCCUAAUCCAGACGAAAAUAUCCUAUAUUAUAUAUAUUUUUCAGUCAAACUCACUUUUACCGUAACAUUAUAAAAAGAAAUUGUACAUCAGCACUGGAUUGUCCACAUAAAAUGUACUGUAUCACAUACUACAACACAAUAUUUCUUUGAAUACUAUUGUCUAUACAUAAAUAAAGCAUACAGUGCCUUAAAUUGUUGGUAAUAUUACAGCAUAUUGGCAUACUAGCACCUCCAAGUUGUAUUUAAAAUAUGCAGCCUAUGGCCUAAUGGCAGCUAAUGGGGAUCCCAAAAAAAGAAUAAAGAAUAACCAAAUCCCCUCACCAGUACCUCUAAAGUUCAAUGAUUCAUUUGUUAUCUUUGAAAAUAGCCAGGCUAGCUGUUUCCCUGAUUCCAAUCUUUGUGCUAAGCUAUGCUAACUGGCUGCUGGCUAUGGCUUGAUAUGUAAUGCAGCCUACAGUCAUGCGAGCGCGGUGUCAAUCUUCUCAUCUGAGUCCCGGCAAGAAAGCGGAUAAUCUUAUUUCCCAAAAUGUCAAACUAUCUCUUUGAAGUAAGGUCACCCGACUAUCGAAGAAGACCUUACGAUGCAAAAAAAGUGAUUUGAACUGCAGAGUGAACACAGUUAUUUGUUCACAUUCUGAAUGCCAUACUCUAACAAAUCUUAAUAGUAAAAUACUAUUGUAAAAUAUAUAAAUUACUUUUAUACUAUGGGAGUAAAGUAACAAUAUCAGUGUGAACGGCUCUAAAAGGGGGUUCUUUGGUCAGUCAUUGAUGUAAAGAUCAGAUAUUUGAUUUAUAUAGAGUGCAUUUGCCUUUAUGAAAUGAGUUUGUUUUUGUACCAAGAAUUUAAAUACUUGUGAAAUCCUGUGGGGC
Messenger RNA from Perca flavescens (yellow perch), 1715 nucleotides. RefSeq names its product plasmolipin (gene pllp). Gene Ontology annotation, cellular component: membrane. The record is from RefSeq and is a predicted model, not a curated record. NCBI's taxonomy places the organism in Eukaryota, Metazoa, Chordata, Actinopteri, Perciformes, Percidae. The transcript is spliced from 4 exons. Bases 203 to 775 code for a protein of 190 amino acids. Gene Ontology annotation, molecular function: structural constituent of myelin sheath. Gene Ontology annotation, biological process: myelination.